Messenger RNA from Aphidius gifuensis, 939 nucleotides. RefSeq lists its product as uncharacterized. The transcript has 2 exons. Gene Ontology annotation, biological process: regulation of transcription by RNA polymerase II. Lineage: Eukaryota; Metazoa; Arthropoda; Insecta; Hymenoptera; Braconidae. The coding region runs from base 1 to 612 and encodes 203 amino acids. The record is from RefSeq and is a predicted model, not a curated record. Gene Ontology annotation, molecular function: protein binding; RNA polymerase II cis-regulatory region sequence-specific DNA binding; DNA-binding transcription factor activity, RNA polymerase II-specific.
AUGUAUAAUUUAUAUCGAGCAUGGUUUGGUGAUAAAAGUUAUCCACAUCUCGAACCUUUUUCACCCCCUGAUACUAUCAUCAGAGUCGGCAACGAAGGUGAGCAUCAUUUUGUGGCCCACCGAGUUGUCUUGGCCACUCAUAGCGGUUAUCUUAAGGCUUUGCUUUCUGCUACGAAUACAAUUUCUAUGGCUCCAGAAUCUUAUCGUGACGGUGUAUCGAGUGUCACAUCCCUCUCCGUUCCAUCAGUUGGCGGAGAAACGUUUGCUCCAUUGCUCAACUAUAUGUACACGGGACGUCUAGAAGUUACCCUAGAUAACAUUUACAGUGUUCUAUUAGCAACGCAUUUACUUCACAUGCCAGGUGCUCUCGAGAAGUGUCGCGCUGCUCUUCUAAGACUUCGGGGACCACGAGUUGGAGCUUCUAUCGUGAGGCCAGUACCAAAUAGAAUUAUCGCUUCACCUUUGUCUUGGCCUCAGAACGAUAUCUAUUCUUCCACAUUCAUUGGAUUUUCCCGCUUAUCAAACCUGCAUCGCUUUCGAAGUCAUAUUCCAGUUACACCUAGUCCAAGUCAAGCUCUUGAAUUCGGAACUAGCAUAAAUCUUUACAAGUAAGUGGUGGUAAAAAAUUUCAAUGGUAAAAGUGAGGGUACGAAUAUUGUAAUAUAAAAACUUAAUUGCAUGUAAAUAUUCAUAGUGAACACUAUGAUUCUGAAUAAUUAGUAUGGUAUCUUACCAUUGGCCCUCUCGAGAUGUUAUUUUUGUGGUCUUCGACAGUCUUUGAACCGUCUUUUUCAACAUAUAUAACCAUUGUUGCUCUGCAAAUGAUCGAACACGCUUUCAAUGGUCUUUACAUAUUGCACAUUCGAUGAACCCUUUAAAUGUCUGUUGUCUCGCUCAAAAUUUUGAGUUUUUUUUGUGUAUUUAGAUGGUUGUAUAUGC